CGUCUCACCGCCAGAUGGCGCAUUAAUGCAAUCUCCAGGGAAUUCUCGCCUUCAUUGUGUCAACACCCCGGGGCACACUUCACCCAAUCCGGUGAAGCGGGGUAUAAAUCCCUAGUCACUAGAGCCUGCGACACUCAGAAACCCUCAUAGGAGCGAGGACGAAUUGCGGCUGACGGGGGAGAAAUUACAGCGAUCGGGAAUGGAUACUGCGCAAUUCAGCUGGUCAGCCUACGGCGCGAUGAGCAGCAAAGGCCAGGGUACGAGCGGGGUCAGGAAAAGCUCAUUCAGCAUCGAGGCGAUCCUCUCCCGGGGUAGCCCGGAACCCAUCCAGCGGAGCAUGGGGACGCAGUGGGCGCCCAUGCACACAGCAGCAACCGCCUCGCCGAUGUGGCCUCCAGCUGGUUACUUAACUACCAACACGCCUUAUCCGCAUUUUUACAUGAGUUACCAGCCGCAGGACGAGAACAGCGACGUGCAUUAUAACAACGGAUACGCUGCUUCCUGUGGAAAAUUAAUAUCUAGGAGGAAUUACGUGCGGAGAACCUGUAGGCGGAUCCGGACCAUCUUCACGGACGAGCAGCUGAAGAAGCUGGAAGAAGUUUUCAGCAAGCAGCGCUACAUGACAGGGACGGAGAAGGUGCUGCUGGCGUCCGCGCUGCAGCUCUCUGAGACGCAGGUCAAAGUGUGGUUCCAAAACCGGAGGACGAGGUGGAGAAAGACCCAGGAGGACGACGACAAGACUGGCGGCUCCACGGAGACCAGCGGCACCAAACAGGGCGCAUCUGAACGAGACAGCGGCUCCUGGUCUCCGUAACGAAAAUUCAGAGAUAAGAUGCCGUAAUGCUAUGCGCGGUUUUACGAGUACUUGAGUAUUCUUGUUAAGCAAGAAAGUUGUGUUAUACUGUAAACUAGCUAAUUUGAUGUAACUCCACUGUGUGGAGCGACACGAGUAUGUUUUCUUCUUCAAUAAAAUGCUUCUCUAAUAAA
This is a messenger RNA of Paramormyrops kingsleyae, 987 nucleotides long. RefSeq names its product homeobox protein not2-like. Gene Ontology annotation, biological process: regulation of transcription by RNA polymerase II; neuron differentiation; central nervous system development. The record is from RefSeq and is a predicted model, not a curated record. Gene Ontology annotation, cellular component: nucleus. Gene Ontology annotation, molecular function: RNA polymerase II cis-regulatory region sequence-specific DNA binding; DNA-binding transcription factor activity, RNA polymerase II-specific. NCBI's taxonomy places the organism in Eukaryota, Metazoa, Chordata, Actinopteri, Osteoglossiformes, Mormyridae.